GUAGAUAGUCCCUACGACCAUUACCAUAUCAGGCGAUGGUCUUCAGUGGACACCUAUAAAUGAUGAGACAGAACGAGCAGUGAACACUUUGAAGUCAGCCGGACAUUUGGACAGACAUCAAAGCCAACCACACUCAGCUCAGUCAAAAUGUCCAUCACAAAAAUCCAUGCCCGUGAGAUCCUCGAUUCCAGAGGAAACCCGACCGUGGAGGUAGAUCUCUUCACAGCCAAAGGCCGCUUCAGGGCUGCUGUGCCCAGUGGUGCCUCCACAGGGGUCCAUGAGGCUCUGGAGCUGAGAGAUGGCGACAAGGCUCGUUACCUGGGCAAAGGUACAAUGAAAGCUGUUGAACAUGUCAACAAGGAUAUUGCCCCAAAGCUUAUUGAGAAGAAGCUGAGUGUGGUUGAGCAGGAGAAGAUUGACCAUUUUAUGCUGGAGCUGGAUGCAACUGAGAACAAGUCCAAGUUUGGUGCCAACGCCAUCCUGGGCGUUUCUCUGGCUGUGUGCAAGGCUGGUGCUGCAGAGAAGGGUGUGCCUCUGUACCGCCACAUCGCUGACCUUGCUGGGCACAAAGAUGUGAUCCUGCCCGUGCCUGCCUUCAAUGUCAUUAAUGGUGGAUCCCACGCUGGGAACAAGCUGGCCAUGCAGGAGUUCAUGAUUCUGCCCGUCGGCGCCGCCAACUUCCACGAGGCCAUGCGCAUUGGUGCUGAGGUCUACCACAACCUGAAGAGCGUCAUCAAGGGGAAAUAUGGCAAAGACGCCACCAAUGUGGGAGAUGAGGGUGGCUUUGCUCCCAACAUCCUGGAGAACAAUGAGGCCCUGGAGCUGUUGAAGUCUGCCAUCGAGAAGGCCGGAUAUUCCGACAAGAUCAUCAUUGGCAUGGAUGUUGCUGCUUCUGAGUUCUACAGAAAUGGCAAAUACGACUUGGACUUCAAGUCCCCCGAUGACCCUGCCCGCCACAUCACAGGGGAGAAGUUGGGAGACUUGUACAAGAGUUUCAUCAAGAAUUAUCCAGUGCAGUCCAUCGAGGACCCCUUUGACCAGGAUGACUGGGAACACUGGGCCCAGUUCACAGCCGCCGUGGACAUCCAGGUGGUGGGAGACGACUUGACUGUGACCAACCCCAAGCGUAUUCAGCAGGCUGUGGAGAAGAAGGCCUGCAACUGCCUGUUGCUCAAGGUCAACCAGAUUGGCUCUGUCACAGAAUCCAUCAAGGCGUGCAAGCUGGCCCAGUCCAAUGGCUGGGGAGUAAUGGUCAGCCACCGUUCCGGAGAGACAGAGGAUACAUUCAUCGCUGAUCUGGUCGUUGGAUUGUGCACUGGACAGAUCAAGACUGGUGCACCCUGCAGGUCAGAGCGUCUGGCCAAAUACAACCAGAUGAUGAGAAUUGAGGAGGAGCUCGGAGACAAAGCCAAGUUCGCUGGAAAAGAUUUCCGUCAUCCCAAGGUCAAUUAAACAACUGACGCCUUCUCCCCAGUUCUCCUCAUCUACAAUGGCUGUCCACCUCCUUCCUCCAUUUCUCACAGACCCCCACGUCAUUAAAAGAGACAGGGGAUAGAGAACAAGGGGGACAAGGAAGGUCAAGAAAUUAGCCAGCGCUGUCUGAUUUGAAGAAAUUCCAUUUUUUAUCUUCAAUCCUCGUUGCCUUGAGUGCCAGAGGUACUUUGGACGUAACACAAAAUAAAAAAUAAAAAAACAUCCUUGUUCAUA
This is a messenger RNA of Anguilla rostrata (American eel), 1707 nucleotides long. It is a transcript of the gene eno3, whose product is annotated as enolase 3, (beta, muscle). The coding region runs from base 148 to 1452 and encodes 434 amino acids. The record is from RefSeq and is a predicted model, not a curated record. Gene Ontology annotation, biological process: glycolytic process. NCBI's taxonomy places the organism in Eukaryota, Metazoa, Chordata, Actinopteri, Anguilliformes, Anguillidae. The transcript is spliced from 12 exons. Gene Ontology annotation, cellular component: phosphopyruvate hydratase complex. Gene Ontology annotation, molecular function: magnesium ion binding; phosphopyruvate hydratase activity.